AUGGCUCGCAAUACUCUCAGCCUACCCGAAGUUGAGCCCGUUGCUCUGGGGCUAAAGGAUGAGUCGAGUGUCAAGUCUGCGGAAAUAGAUGUUUCCAAUGACUAUGGCACACCCAAUUUACUCUUCCUUUACUACGUGCCGUUCAUUCCAGAUGACAAAAAGCCAGACCUUGAUGCAAUUGGAGACGUGUUCCAGACCUGGAACGCGUGGGAACUCGGACAGGCAGAGAUUCAACUCAUCAAGCAUACUGAGGAGGGCAAUCUCCCAUCCGACGACUCUCUUGCCUCUCGUGUCAUCAGAAAUAACUACCGAUCCAAGGCAAUCGACUUUUUCAGGUCAACAAGUGAAUCAUGGUUGACCGUUGCAAACGCCUCGAGAGACGAAAAAAGCGUUACAACAACGCAGGAGGAUGCGCUUGGUGAUGUCCGUAGGACACUCCGGACGAUUGCCGCGUCGUACAGACUUCAGAGUCAGUUCGGCGUCAUUCUUAAUGCCCUCAGUGGCCGCAUUAAUUUGGACAAGGAGAACAAAAUGCACUUCUCUCAUGUCUACUACAAGUACGACGUCAUUCAAGACACUACAUUCAAUAUCAACAAGCAAGAAGACGAUGGGAACAAGGGCGGCGGCAAGGAUACUUUCACAGUCUCAGUCCAGAUUAUUGUAAACACUUACAACUUUGACAGAAAGUUUUGGAGAGAUAAUCGGCAUGAAGGAGAGGCUGCCAUCCAGAGGGGGGAGCCCAUACGCAAGGAAAUGGCCUGGGACUUCUAUGUGGAUAGUUAG
This is a messenger RNA of Pochonia chlamydosporia 170, 783 nucleotides long. RefSeq lists its product as hypothetical. The record is from RefSeq and is a predicted model, not a curated record. The transcript is spliced from 3 exons. Lineage: Eukaryota; Fungi; Ascomycota; Sordariomycetes; Hypocreales; Clavicipitaceae. The coding region runs from base 1 to 783 and encodes 260 amino acids.